UCUGCCGGCGGUCAGGGGCGCUCCCCUCCGCCGUCCGAGCGGGGCGGCUCUCGCGGGAGGCGGCGCCAUGGGGCUGCACGGCGUCAAGGCGGUGUUCUUCGACCUGGACAACACGCUGAUCGACACGGCCGCGGCGGGGCGGCGCGCCAUCGAGGAGGUGAUAAGCGCCCUGCAGUCCAAGCACCACUACGGGGAGGGAGAGGCCCGCGCCGUCUGCGAUAAGGUGCAGGCCAAGCUCCUCAAGGAGUGCCACGAUCCCGCGAAGAUGUGCAUCACAGACCUGCGGAUUUCGCACUGGGAGGAGGCGAUCCAGGAGACCAUCGGCGGGGAGGCGAACCGCGACCUGGCGGCCGAGUGCUAUUACCUGUGGAAGACGACGCGGCUGCAGCACCUGACGCUGGCCGAGGACACGCGGGCCAUGCUGACCGAGCUGCGGAAAGGCCUCCGCCUGCUGCUCCUCACCAACGGCGAGCGGCAGACGCAGAGGGAGAAGAUCGAGGCGUGCGCCUGCCAGCCCUACUUCGAUGCCAUCGUUGUGGGGGGAGAGCAGAAAGAGGAGAAACCGGCGGCAUCCAUAUUCCAUUACUGUUGCGAUCUCCUGGGGGUGCAGCCCGCGGAGUGUGUGAUGGUCGGUGACUCUCUAGAUACAGAUAUUCAAGGAGGCCUGAAUGCUGGCUUGAAAGCAACGGUCUGGUUAAACAAAGCAAUGACUGCCCCAGUAGAUACCUCCCCCGUACCUCAUUAUAUUAUUUCUUCUGUACUGGAUCUUCCAGCAGUGUUACAGAAGAUGGAGCACAACUCUAAUGCUAAGUUAGAAACUGACCAUAUGGCUGGUAGCAAUGAAGCACAUUGAUGAUGGUUCCAGCAUAGAGACCUGCUGAGCUGUUAGGUGACAGAUGCUCUUUUUAAAAGUCUGACCCUAGGAGUUUGAACUCAUCUAUGGUCUCUUUUAAACAGCAGAGGGAUGAAUAAGAGCACAGUUGUCAGUGGAAACCAGACAGAAGCACACAACUAUAUUAAUUUGAGUGAUGCAAGUGCAGUUAAUUUAAAGCAACUGCCUCUGUCUGGAAAUUAUUUUGACAGACUGUUGCAGAAGUCUGUCUGUCUCUGACCUAAGUUGCCAGUCUCUUGUAUUUAUAGUGGAAAAGAAAAUUUGAAUGUUCU
Molecule: messenger RNA, 1164 nt
Organism: Melozone crissalis (California towhee)
Lineage: Eukaryota; Metazoa; Chordata; Aves; Passeriformes; Passerellidae
Gene: NANP
Product: N-acetylneuraminic acid phosphatase
Exons: 2
Coding region: 68-853 (261 amino acids)
Molecular function (GO): hydrolase activity
Source: RefSeq, a predicted model, not a curated record